Striga hermonthica is the source of this 831-nucleotide messenger RNA. The record is from the annotation of a GenBank genome assembly. NCBI's taxonomy places the organism in Eukaryota, Viridiplantae, Streptophyta, Magnoliopsida, Lamiales, Orobanchaceae.
AUGCAAUCCAAGCCGAAAAGUGAUAAAGAAGCAGAGCCCAACCUCUAUAAUGUUUCUAACCCCUCGCUUUACCCUGAUUCUUGGUGGAAUAAUGCUGGAUUUAAAUCCUUUAACCCGGCAAUGAUUAGGGGAAAUGCGUCCGAGUCAUCCUCUCGGGAACAAUCUGCGGACGGGCAAUCGCAGUCGGAAAGUGGUAUAAAUGAGGAAGAUGAUGAUAAUGCCAAACAGCCAUCAAGCACCGUUCCUUUGCACCCAGACAGAAACUUCAUGGGAGAGGAUCUGAAUCUCCAGCAAGUUCCACCUACCUUGCGCCCGAGAGAUGACGGGAACGCGACUGAGCCCCCACAACUAAAUCUCGUUGGGCACUCAGUUGCUAUUGGGAUGAACCCUUUUGAUCCCUACUACGGAGGCAUGAUGGCAGCUUAUGGGCAGCCCUUGGUACCUCCUCAUUUAUAUGAUAUGCAACAAGGGCGGGUCCCACUACACCUGGAGAUGGCACAGGAGCCUGUCUACGUGAAUGCCAAGCAGUACCAUGGUAUUAUGAGGAGACGUCAGUCACGUGCUAAAGCCGAGCUGGAGAGAAAAUUAAUCAAAUCCAGAAAGCCUUAUCUACACGAGUCCCGACAUCAACACGCCCUGAGGAGGGAAAGGGGCUCGGGUGGGCGUUUUGCAAAGAAAACUAAUAAUGGAGAUGCUUCUAAAGGUGGGACAAGUUCAGCCUCCAGUUCCUGUGGUGGUCCAAACAUGGCUGAAACUCAUGAUCGAUACAAUGUCGAUGUUGGUGGUCUUGGUAAACAAGCAGACUCGCACCAACCACCGCAUCAGCCAUAG